AUGAAUCGAGAGGGCAAGACCAGACACUCCCAGAGGGUCAAGAAGAUGCAGCAGGGGAUCGGCAAGGCCAGUCUUGCUCGCCGUGAGGCACUGUUCGUAGAGAAGGUGGAUUUGCUUGAGAGCGACGAGUAUGAGACUCCUGAAAAGCUGGCCGAGGAGAAGGAGGAGGACCGGUCAGGCCGCAAAAAGGUACGUGUCAAGAACAAGAAGGAGCAGCAGCUGCGCAAGAAAUUCAACCUUAAGAAGUUGAUCCGCGACAAUCGCUAUGCAGAGCAGGACCAGCCCAACUUUGCGACCGUCAAGGCAGAGGGUUCAAGGCUGCCCUGUCGCAAGGCCUGCUUGGUCUGCGGGCUACCCGGCAAAGGCCGCUGCAGCAACUGCUACGAUUCCUUCUGCAGCCUGCGCUGCUACACCUUACACAAGCAGGUUCGCUGUGAAUGA
This is a messenger RNA of Hippocampus zosterae (dwarf seahorse), 441 nucleotides long. RefSeq names its product zinc finger HIT domain-containing protein 1-like. The transcript has a single exon. Lineage: Eukaryota; Metazoa; Chordata; Actinopteri; Syngnathiformes; Syngnathidae. Gene Ontology annotation, cellular component: Swr1 complex. Gene Ontology annotation, biological process: chromatin remodeling. Gene Ontology annotation, molecular function: nucleosome binding. The coding region runs from base 1 to 441 and encodes 146 amino acids. The record is from RefSeq and is a predicted model, not a curated record.